ACAGACCAGUAUUUCACAAAAUAUCAACGUUUGCAUCUCCGUAAAUUGUACGGCUGGAAACUGACUCAGCAUCUACGCACGAAUAUUUCAUGGUAGCUUGAUCUGUAGUACGGAUUUAGUCAUAUUCUCCAAGCGAGGUGCGCUAGUUAACCAGCGCGGAUGGGAGAGGAAGAAGGUGACGCUGAAUUAUCGAACGCUUACUUAGUUAUCGGCUGGGGAGGCUUAAAUCGAGACAACAACAUCAAGCCCUAGCUAGCGAGGGGCGAAGAUAUUACAUCUCAUAAAUACGUGAACAUGUUGAUGCAUCCACUUUGAACAUAAAGGCAGAUAUCCAACUAAACCAAACAGGACUACUGCAGUACCUCGUCAUUGUUGACACUGCCUCCACCAUUGCCCCUUCUGCCGUGGCACUGGAACAUGAAGAAUGUCUGCUGUAUUACCAAAGACUGACCAGAAGGAAGCAAUGAGGGGCUUUGGGGGAAGUUGCCAAGCUGCAUUGUGGAUCCAGUAGCUGGGAUUCAGAGUGCUUGUUGUGUAUGAGUGUGUGUUUGUGUGUGCGUGGGUGCUUGCUAGCACAACCUGCCCCUUUCAGGCACGGACAUGCUACUCUGAUAUUGGAGUUGGAGAAGAAAGGAGUCGACCUCCAUAAACGAGGAGAAGAAGGAAGAGAAGAGCGCAUGCAGUACAACAUUGCCAGAUAUAAAAACUGUGUGUUUUGGCUGCAGUUUAACUCAGUGGACGUGGCUUUUAAUACACUGCACAUUUCUAUACAACACCUUUCCUCUGUCUUUGUAUCGCCUCCCUCCCCCCUAAGAGUCCUUGUUGUUUUGGCGCCUCUGUGAUUUGCAUGGCCGGGGAGUAAUCGUGGAGAGGCCAGGGUAUCACAAGCUUAUGGAUUUUGACAAGAAGGUGGGUAAGGGAGAGACGGAGGAAGGGAAAAAUAUGUCUAAGGCAGCUGGCAGCAGGACUGUCCGGGGUACAGGGACCAACUCUGGGGUUCUUAUGGUUGGCCCAAACUUCCGUGUCGGGAAAAAAAUCGGCUGUGGCAAUUUUGGAGAACUGCGGCUGGGGAAAAACCUCUACACCAACGAAUAUGUGGCCAUCAAAUUGGAACCAAUAAAGUCCCGUGCGCCACAGCUUCAUUUGGAAUAUAGAUUUUAUAAACAGUUGGGAAGUUCAGAGGGUAUUCCUCAGGUGUACUACUUUGGGCCAUGUGGGAAGUACAAUGCCAUGGUGCUGGAGCUGCUGGGGCCCAGCCUGGAAGACCUGUUUGAUCUCUGUGACCGCACCUUCUCCCUCAAGACCGUCCUCAUGAUAGCCAUACAGCUGAUAACGCGGAUGGAAUUUGUCCACACAAAAAGCUUGAUAUACAGAGAUGUCAAGCCAGAGAACUUUUUGGUGGGGCGGCCGGGCAGCAAGAGGCAGCACACAAUCCACAUUAUCGACUUCGGGCUGGCCAAAGAAUACAUCGACCCUGAGACCAAAAAACACAUCCCGUACCGGGAGCACAAGAGCCUUACGGGAACGGCGCGCUACAUGAGCAUCAACACACACCUGGGGAAAGAGCAAAGCAGGCGGGAUGACCUGGAGGCUCUGGGUCACAUGUUCAUGUACUUCCUGCGAGGCAGUCUUCCCUGGCAAGGCCUGAAGGCGGACACGUUGAAGGAGAGGUAUCAGAAGAUUGGAGAUACCAAGCGAGCUACUCCAAUUGAAGUGCUUUGUGAAAGCUUCCCGGAGAUGGCCACAUAUCUGCGUUACGUGAGGAGGCUGGACUUCUUUGAGAAACCUGAUUAUGACUACUUACGGAAACUCUUCACGGAGCUGUUUGACAGGAACGGCUACGUCUUUGAUUAUGAAUACGACUGGGUCGGCAAGCCACUUCCUACACCGGUAGGCCCCAUCCCCAGUGACACGCCCGCUCAGCCCAGCAGAGACAAAGCACAGCAGCAGACCAAAAACCAGUUGCCUGAGGCCAAAGGAGAUGAGGCUCAGCGUCAGCUGUCUCCAAUGACCAAUACGGAGACACUGGGGUCACAUCUUGUGGCCGAAAGGCUGGGGGGCUCUGUCCAGGUGAUGAGCUCGACGAAUGGAGAGCUGAACACUGACGACCCGACGGCGGGACACUCCAACGCUCCCAUCACUGCUCCCACUGAGGUGGAGGUGGCUGAUGAUACAAAGUGCUGCUGUUUCUUCAAAAUGAGAAAGAGGAAAACUCUCCAGCGGCACAAGUGAAGAGAAGAGACGACCUCGGAGGGAACUUGAAACAUUCUGCUCACUUUCAAGUUUUAAAUGGAAGCAACCACAUCGAUCACCCAUCCUAUCUCCCUUUCCCAAUCUCUCUCUCCCUUUCCCAAUCUCUCUCUCUUUCACUCUCUCGCUCUCGCUCUCCUCCAUCUCGCUCUUCUCCAUCUCGCUCUUCUCCAUCUUUCUCAGCGCUCUUCUGCUACAGGCGUGUAAAGCAAUGCUGUUGUCCUACAGACUUUGUGGGCUUCACAACAGACACUGGCUUCCAAAAGAAAGAAACCGUUAAAGUACCUGCAUAAUAAAGAGAGAACGUUUAAAAGCUGUAACAAAGAAACGUGAAUAUCGUGGCGUGAAUAGAACGAAUGGAUACUGUUUGAAACAGUUGUUGUGUUCUAGAUUCCAUACAUAGCAUUUACUGUUCAACAGCCACUGAUCUGAGGGAAAUGUCAAUGAGUCGAGGGGAAAAAGAAGUCUGUUCCAUAGAAAUAGUCCUUUUAUUUGUGGGAUCAAGGUAAGAAGCAAGACUGAACUAUACUAAUGAUAACUCUGGAAUCACUGAGCGCAACAGGAAACACUUCAUCUAAAUCCGAAUUGGAGGAUGUUUAUGCUGUUGAGUUUUUUUAUUUAAUCCUCCGUUGUUUUCAAAGUCAACUCCCUGGGUUGAAAACUAAUGUUUGUUUUAGUGUACUGGAAUUCAUUUGGUAUUCUUUUUUCUUCUCUGUCUUUCAUGUCUGUCAAUGUGGACUUUGUAGCACAGUCACUGGCCUCAGGUACUGUGGAAGAUGGAGAGAAACUGAUAUUAAGCUCUCUUCUUCUUGUUGCACUUUUGGAAACAAAAAGAAAGUACAAUGGAAUUCUAGGUUUGAAAUGAACAAACAGGAAAACAACUGAAGACUUAUCUAGGAAGAGUCCUAUACAAGGCUAACACUGACUGUACAAACCAUUAAGAACACCUCCCCAAUAUUGAGUUGCGCCUCCCCUCCUUUUGCCAUCAGAACAGCCUCAAUUCAUCGGGGCAUGGACUCUACAAGGUGUUGAAAGCGUUGCACAGGGAUACUGGCCCAUGUUGACGCCAAUGCUUCCCACAGUUGUGUCAAGUUGGCUGGAUGUCCUUUGGGUGGUGGACCAUUCUUGAUACAUACGGGAAACUGUUGAGCGUGAAAAACCCAGCAGCGUUGCUGUUUUUGACACCAACUGGUGCGCCUGCCACCUACAAUACCCUGUUCAAAGGCAUUUCAAUAUUUUGUCUUACCUAUUCAGCCUGGCACAGACACACACACACACACACACACACACACACACACACACACACACACACACACACACACACACACACACAC
This is a messenger RNA of Oncorhynchus gorbuscha (pink salmon), 3584 nucleotides long. Its product is annotated as casein kinase I-like. Lineage: Eukaryota; Metazoa; Chordata; Actinopteri; Salmoniformes; Salmonidae. Gene Ontology annotation, biological process: signal transduction; endocytosis; positive regulation of canonical Wnt signaling pathway. The transcript has 12 exons. Gene Ontology annotation, molecular function: ATP binding; protein serine/threonine kinase activity. Gene Ontology annotation, cellular component: nucleus; cytoplasm; plasma membrane. Bases 892 to 2232 code for a protein of 446 amino acids. The record is from RefSeq and is a predicted model, not a curated record.